This is a messenger RNA of Rhizoctonia solani, 1089 nucleotides long. RefSeq names its product integral membrane family protein. The transcript has 7 exons. The record is from RefSeq and is a predicted model, not a curated record. Lineage: Eukaryota; Fungi; Basidiomycota; Agaricomycetes; Cantharellales; Ceratobasidiaceae. Gene Ontology annotation, cellular component: membrane. The coding region runs from base 1 to 1089 and encodes 362 amino acids.
AUGGCGCCUGCUUAUGAGCUCAAACCAACGGGGCUCGAUCCCACUCUUGAUUUUCCUGUUAAAUUCUGUUUAUUCAAUAUUGCAUGGACCUUCUUGGCCGGUGAAAUCACCGGGAAUGUUAGUCAGGUUGACCGAGUUUGGACGUUCUUACCGGUUAUAUACUCGGCGUACUGGGGCUUGUACCUCCCUCUUUAUGGAAGUGGUGACAACGAAUGGAUCAAGCAACAAGGUAUUAGUCCUAGAGCUGCAUUGAUGGCUUUCUUGCAGGUAUUGUGGUCUUGUCGCUUGAGCUACAAUACUGCUCGACGUGGACUUUUUAAUUUGAAGGACGAGGAUUACCGGUGGGCUAUUUUCCGAGCCAAGGUUCCGUCUUGGCUCUUUAGCCUGUUCAAUUUUGGGUUUGUUGCAUUGACUCAGAAUAUACUACUGUUUUUGAUGGCUCUUCCGUCACACCAUGCUCUUUUCCAACACGAUCUCCCUCUGGCUACUCCCGAUUAUAUCCUCGCAUUUCUGACUGCCGUCGUGCUCGCCACUCAAUUCACAGCCGACAACCAACAAUACGCUUUCCAAACGUUCAAGCAUAGCAGGCCUACUGACAAUACUCGCGCGGUCACUAAUGGUGAUGUUCAAGGCGACCACAAGCCCAAAGGGCAGUUUGGAGCUAACGCUUGGCCUGGAGCGAGACAAGAGUGGACUGAAGAAGAUGUUACGCGCGGGUUUGUGACCAAGGGACUAUGGGCCUGGUCUCGCCACCCGAAUUUCUUGUGCGAACAGACCUUUUGGUACUUGCAAGCGCUCUUCCCAAUCCUUGCUUCUACCUCUAUGUUCGAUUCGAUUGAUCCCGACAAGAUAACUGAAUUAUGGCCACUCGUGCCCCCGUUGGCACUCUCGGCCUUGUUCAUUGCGAGCACUAUGUUUACCGAGUCUAUCUCGCGCGGCAAAUACCCCGGGUAUGAGGCAUACCAAUCUCGCGUUGGAAUGUUUUCUCCCACCGAUACCCUAUGGAAAGGUUUGCUGCUACGCGCUCGCGGAGAACUUGAGAAGGUCAACCAGAUUGUGUAUGGUAACGCACAUGGCAAGACCGAAUGA